AUGGCUGAUUCUCAGAGAGUUGGUCUUGGCGAGAGAGACAUCGACCAGGAUGAGUCUACAUUGAUAUGGUACUCUGGGAAAGAUGAGAAGCAACUCAAGCUUUGUCAAGUUACAAAGAUCAUUCCCGGACAACGAACGGCAAUAUUUCAUCGCUAUCCUCGACCGGAGAAGGAGUAUCAAUCGUUUUCUCUUAUAUAUGGAGAUAGGUCUUUGGAUUUGGACCUAGAGGCUAUAGAUGGUCGAGAUUCCGCCUCAGACUUGGAUAGUAAUGCACCAAACAGAUUGGGAAAGGCAUUCUCAGACAUUGUAACAUAUACUGCUUCAAUUAACCAUCAAAAUCUAGCAGAUUCUACUACAAGUACAGUUAGCUCAUUAACUAUUGGAUCCGCGGACAAUAUUCCGAGUGGUCGUAGUUCUACUAAUGAGACAUUUAGAGUCAGUUUAUCAAGUGCUGUUAGCUCGUCCAGCCAGGGUUCGUGUCAAGAUGACUUUGAUGCUUUAGGUGAUGUCUUUAUCUGGGGAGAAGGAAGUGUUGAUGGAGCACUUGGUUGUGGCGUCCAUAGAGUUGGAAAUCCAUCUAUUCCAAAAUCUUAUGCUCUUCUGCCCAAGGCAUUAGAGUCAACUGUUGUUCUUGAUGUUUACAGAAUAGCUUGUGGUAGCAACCAUGCUGCAUUGGUCACGAGACAUGGAGAGAUCUUCAGUUGGGGCCAAGGUUUAGGUGGUAGGCUUGGGCAUGGUAAAGAAGUAGAUGUUCCUUUACCCACACUAAUUGAUGGUUUGAGCGGUAUGAAUGUAGAUGUAAUAGCAUGUGGAGAGUACCACACAUGUGCUGUAACACUUUCUGGGGAUCUUUAUACAUGGGGCGAUGGAACUCACAACUAUGGUCUCCUUGGACAUGGAAGUGAGCACAAGUGUACCUCGGGAAGUGGAAUCAUUGAGAGGGAUGAGGGUGAAAAAGGUUCUUGUGGCUUGUGGCACACUGCUGUAGUUGCUGAGGAAGUGAUUACUGAUCCCUUGAGUGGAGAAGUUUCAGCUGGUCCUUCAUCUGGGAAACUUUUCACAUGGGGUAAUGGAGAUGAGGGCUGCCUUGGACAUGGUGAUGAAAAUCCUAGACUAGUCCCUGAGCAAGUAGUCACUUUAGUUGAUGAAAAUAUCUGCCAAGUAGCUUGUGGGCAUAACCUUACAGUGGUACUGACGAUACUAGGGCAAGUAUAUACAAUGGGGAGCUCUACUUAUGGUCAGCUUGGAUGUCCCAAGGCAAAUGGGAAAUUGCCAAACCUUGUUAAAGAUGACACAAGAAAUAUGAAUGUCACUUAUUCUGAAGAAAUCCAAAGGUUAAGGGAACAGGUAGAACAUCUCACUUUAAAAAUUCAUCGUCUUGAAGCUGAGGUUGAAACAAAAGCAAAUCAGCUAAAACAAGUUACUUCACUAGCUACUGAUGAAGCUGAAAAGUGCAAAUCAGCAAAGGAAGUCAUCAAGUCUCUGACCACUCAGUUGAAAGAGAUGGUUGAAAGAGCCUCCGAGGGAGAGGGCCUAGAUGGCACCAAACAUGAGUCUAAUGCCAGCCAUUCAGCAAAUGAAUUAUCUCGUGAAAUCGAACCCAAUGGAAACUCAAUAGAUAACCAUAUGCUGACAUAUGGACCCAAGUGCCAAAAUGAGAAACCACAACAUGUGAUACAGGCUGAACCAGGGGUGUUCAUCACUUUGUCAUCCUUGCCUGGUGGCGCCAAUGAACUCAAACGAGUUCGUUUCAGUCGCAAAUAUUUCUCGGAAGAAGAAGCUGAAAGAUGGUGGACGGAGAAAGGGACCAAGGUAUGUGAGCGUUACAACAUUCAUAUAGAGUGACAAUGCGAUCACGAGAAGUAGACUCCUCUUCAUAACAAAGCCUCUAAUUUUGGCAAAAGAGAAGCAAUUAAAGAAUGUGGCAGAUUCUUCA
Messenger RNA from Linum tenue, 1936 nucleotides. Lineage: Eukaryota; Viridiplantae; Streptophyta; Magnoliopsida; Malpighiales; Linaceae. The record is from the annotation of a GenBank genome assembly.